Messenger RNA from Ipomoea nil (Japanese morning glory), 1583 nucleotides. RefSeq names its product anti-sigma-I factor RsgI6-like. Lineage: Eukaryota; Viridiplantae; Streptophyta; Magnoliopsida; Solanales; Convolvulaceae. The transcript has 5 exons. Gene Ontology annotation, molecular function: hydrolase activity, hydrolyzing O-glycosyl compounds. The coding region runs from base 1 to 1338 and encodes 445 amino acids. Gene Ontology annotation, biological process: carbohydrate metabolic process. The record is from RefSeq and is a predicted model, not a curated record.
AUGACAUGUUUCUUGUUCUUUUGUCUGUUAAAACGCGGAUGUUGGUCAUUUCUUAAAGGGGGAUUUGAGCUCGACUCACCUUCAUCGUACACUCUCCUAUACUUCCAAAAUUCAGAUGGCAGGGAUAUGAACAUUUCUGUUUCUAGUGCUUCAUUGCAACCAUUCACUAGAGACCAAUGGAGAACAAAUCAGCAAUACAUAAUCAACAGUGAAAGGAAGCGCGCUGUGAUGAUACAUGUAUCAGAUUCAAAGGGAAAGAAGCUGCAAGGAGUAUCCAUUGUUUUAGAGCAAAUUUCCAGGGACUUUCCAUUUGGAUCAGCUAUAACAAAGACAAUUCUGGGUAAUUUGCCUUACCAGCAAUGGUUUAUCAAGAGGUUCAAUACUGCAGUGUUUGAAGAUGAACUCAAGUGGUACUCCACAGAGCCUCAGCCAGGGAAGAUCAACUACACAAUACCAGAAAAAAUGAUGGAUUUUGUGAGAGCAAAUCAAAUUUCUGCCAGGGGACAUAACAUCUUCUGGGAAAACCCAAUCUUUGUUCCUUCAUGGGUUCUCAAUUUAACAGACCCUGAACUAUCUGCAGCAGUCCAGUCUAGGAUACAGACUCUGAUGGACAACUUCAAGAAUGAAUUCAUCCAUUGGGACGUCGACAAUGAAAUGCUUCACUACAAUUUCUACGAGGAGAGACUCGGCCCCAACGCCAGCCUGGAAUUCUUCCAGACAGUGCAGGGAGCAGACCCUCUUGCCAAACUAUUCGUCAAUGACUAUAAUGUUGUUGAAAGUUGUCAUGACAUGAACUCAUCAGUCGAGGCUUAUAUCGCGAAACUAAGUGAGCUCCAACAAGGUGGAGUCACCAUGGCCGGAAUUGGACUUGAAGGCCACUUCACUGUACCAAACCCUCCCCUCAUUAGAGCUGCAUUAGACAAACUGGCAACUCUAAACAUCCCUAUUUGGCUUACAGAAGUUGAUAUCAGUAAAACCCUGGAUGAACAAACUCAGGCUAAGUAUUUAGAACUAGUGUUGAGAGAAGGAUUUUCUCAUCCCGCCAUCAAUGGGAUCUUGCUCUGGACUGCCCUACAUCCUUAUGGAUGUUACCGGAUGUGCCUAACGGAUCAAGAUUUCCGAAACCUCCCUGCCGGAGACGUAGUGGAUGAACUCUUGAAAGAAUGGCAAACUGAAAAAAUGGAGGGCCAAAUAGAUACUCAUGGAAGUUUCAGCUUUUAUGGGUUUCUAGGUGAAUAUAAGCUCACUGUCAAUUAUGGGAACACAACUGCCAAUUCUACAUUCUCACUCUGCCGGGCCGAUGAAACCAGGCAUUUGUAUAUAUCAUUACAGAAUUGACAAAAACAAAAAAAGAUGACACAAAGAAAAAACAUAGGAAAUCUUUCUUUAAUUUCUCGCAUUAUCCGACCCACCGCACCAGACAACAUUAAUAUUAAAAGCAUGCUUGCAAUUUCCGCAAAGGCAGCCCAAAUGUUUUCUAAAGAUGUUGCCAACCCACUAAAUCUCUAGUCUGUCUGUCGUCUUUAACAAAGAAAGCUUUUUUUUUUUUUUUGAGGAGCAAGCUUGACAUUCACAAAAUACUG